UUCUUAGCAAUAAAAAAACAACAACAUGAAGAUCCACCACUAAACAUAACCCUCAGUGGGCCGUGAAAUUUAAUAAUGCAAACUGCACUUAAAAAUAAUACAAAUUGUUUGAAAUAACUAUUUAAGUUCAAAUUUUACUUGUGAUGGCAAAGCCCCAUUUUCUGCAGUCCAUUUACUUACAGUCUGCACAUAGCCUUGUUACACCAUCCAUAAGAAAUCCUUCUGCUUUGAUUUAGUACUUGAGAAACUUUUAUUGUUAGCACAUCUGAAAAUGGUAGUGCUGCUUAAUGACCUGCGGAAACAAUACUCAAUGCUUUAUUUCAGCUUUAUUGGUGUGUGCAUUUUGAAAAAUGUAACUUUAUGACUUUAUUUCACCUAUUUGUAAUGUAAUGUCUUGUUAUCUGUCAUAAGUAUUACUUUUUUAUUUUUAUUUUUUUCACAAGACGGCUGGUAAGAACAAUACCAAGGUGUGACCUUGCUAUACUUUUGGACCAUUUGCCAUUGGAAGGUUUCGCCCAAAAUACCAUCAAAUAUAAUAGGCUACAAUACUAUGGCGUCUUUAGACACUAAGGUCGUGAAAAUAUUUCUUAAAUGCAGUCAAUACUUCAGUGGAGUAUAAUAGUAUUUUGGCAGAUACUGUAGCUACUACUGUACGCCAGAUUUUUAAGGCUCGUUUGGUCCAGUAGGCUUUGACCUCUUCGCCUCACAAUCUAUUAAUAGUCAGACUGAUGUGACUGACUCGACACCGACUGUGUUUCACACACGCUCCUGACCACUGGAAUUCACAAAUCUUUCUGGAAUUAUUUAAACAUACUGAACGGGUGUUUCUUGCGGAUUAGUCGGUGUAUGUGUGAGAAAUGAACAGGCCUCGAGCAGUUCUCGGUUUAUCGGAGGAAGAUAACCAGACUCUGUCGCGGCGGGAAAGAGCUGACAACAUUCUAAAGGCACGCUUUCUAGAAGCGCUCACGCGUAACGAUGCGGCGGAGGUUGCAAAAAUCCUUCGCACCACAAGCAUUGAAAUAGACACCGUGUUAGACGUGGAGGACCGCGAUAUGAUCCUUGCCUCGUAUAAGCAAGGUUACUGGCUGCCAAGUUAUAAGCUGGAGACAUCCUGGGCGAUGGGUCUACAUGUGUGUAUGAUGUACAACGCACUGGAGAGUGCCAUAGUCCUUCUGCAGAAUGGGGCAGCGGUCAACAGGAAACCUAACGGGAAAACCCCUCUACAUGUGGCCUGUACGGUGUCUAAUGCUGACUGUGUGGGACUUCUGCUGGAUUGGGGCGCACGGAUCAACAGUAUGUCCCUGAGUGGACAUUCUCCUCUACACUUCUGCAUUACACGAGAAUCUUUGGACUGUGCCAAACAUCUUGUUCUCAAAGGAGCAAAUAUCAACAUGCCCAGUGAGGAGAACCAGGACACCCCUCUGCACACUGCGGCCCGCUACGGUAUCCCAGAGCUGGUGGCUUUCUACAUUGCCCAUGAAGCAGAUAUCAAUGCAGUCAACGGCUACAUGGAGACGCCUCUGAUCACUGCUGCAUUCUGGGCCAUGGACAUUCGUGAGCGGACCUACAGCUCUGACCACCAUCUUGUCUGCCGGAUCCUGUUGGACCACAAUGCUAACAUACAUUUAUGUGAGGAAGACAAGAAGACGGUGCUGCACAAAGCUUGCUGGAACUGUGAUCAUGUGCUUAUCCAGAUGUUCCUGGAGGCCGGUGCCAAGACUAAUGCUAUGGAUAUCAAUGGAUGCGCAGCUAUACAGUAUCUGCUGAAGGUGACGCAGAUCAGGCCGUGGGCCAUUCCUGAACGCUGCUAUCAGCUGCUUCUGAACUACGGAGCAGCACGAGUGUAUCCACCACAGUUUCACAAGGUGUUGCAGGCAUGUCAUGAAUACCCCAGAGCAGUGGAGGUUAUGGUGAAUUCUUAUGAACAUAUCAAGUACACUAAAAAAUGGAGAGCUGCUAUUCCUGAAGCUGUAUAUGAGAGGUACAGGGAUUUCUAUGAUUCUUUGUUUGCCGUCUGCACCAACAAUCCACGCACUCUACAGCAUCUGGCCAGAUGUACAAUACGUGCUGCAAUGUCGAAUCGCUGUGAACUGGGUGUCCAGCAACUCCUUCUUCCUUCAUCAGUGAAGAAAUACUUACUUCUGGAGCCUGUAGGAAUCAUAUACUGACACUGUUUCUGCAUUAUACCACUUCAAAUUCAGAUUUUGUUACAGUGUAAACAGGGCUCCAAAGCUUGCUUGCUUUUUGUUUUCUCAUGUUUUUAAAAUAUUUUUUCUUUAUUUGAUCCUUUACCAGGGAACAAUAAUAAUGUUGAUGUAUUUAAUAUUAACAUGUAGUAUUAAAAAUAUAUACUAUUUAAAAUAUAGAUAAUGAAUAAUUUGAUAUUAAUGCUAAUAAUAUUUAAUAUAUUCUAAAUAUUACCUCGAAAUAUUAUACAUUCAAAAGUUAUUGGUCUUUCCACAUCCACACAUAUAAAAAGCCUCAUGUUUUAAUGAAAGACUGUCAAAAAGGAGGUUUUUAAGGUCAUUUUUUUGACAAGUAAAAUCACUUUAAGGAAUUUUAGAAUCCAGGAUUACAAAUAAAGGUAAUAUGGUUGAGCUGGAUGAAUGUUCGGAAAUUCUGUGGAGUACAGUUUUUAAUUCUAUGUUCCCAAGAGCCACAAGACCUAAUAGAGAUUAUUAUACUUUACCCAAAUAAGAACACAUUAUCACUUGUUUUAUUUUGAACAAAACGAAUGAAAACAAAAGAAUCAGUUUUUUAACAAACCUUUUUAGGUGAACGAGUCGUUCUUCUUCACUUUUUGUGCAUCAAUUCAAGCUUUUUAGAAAAUUUAAGCACUCUUAAAUUUAACAAACUGAAUUCCCAUGACUCGCUUAUCUCAGAAAAGACUCUUUUGCCACCUACACUGGUAUAACGAUGGAACCUUCAGAAGUGAUUCAUGAACGAACCUGAACAAAUCUUUUUGCUGGAUAGAUUCAAAAGAAUCGAGUCACUCAGAAUAACCUAACUUUCUGUUACGUUCACUGUAGAGGUAUGUUUUUCAGUACUUACCGACCAUAUAGUUACUUGUUAGCUAUAAUAUUUAAUAAACAAGCGCACAGGAGACGGGGAUAUACAAAUUCAGUAUAACUAUUUCAGGCUUUUAUUGACGGUUCUGUGACUAAAUUUAUGUUUGUCCUUCCAGCCUUUGAGAUACAGUAUCUCUCUUUGAAAAUCAUUGGCCUCAGCACUUAGUAAACUAUUUAUGAUGAGUGGAAGUGGACUUUUCAUUCUAGUCAGCAUGUUAAUGAUGAGUUCUGUGAUUACUGGGUGAUAUGUGAGUUUAGGAUAGUAUUUUCUCUCCGUACCCCACACAAUGUCACCUGGAAGCAAUGAUUCUUCCUCCCAGAAGACAGUCUGUUUCCACUUACUCUCUACAGAAGAGAUAAAACAGCCACCAACAAAUCAACCUUUGAUCCUGUUAUACAGACCAACUUUUAUUUGCAUUGUAUGAGAUUAAAUCAUAUAUUAUAUUUUAAGAACAUUAAAAGUGAUAAUCUUAUAAUCAAGUCCAGAAUGUAGAGCA
Cyprinus carpio (common carp) is the source of this 3565-nucleotide messenger RNA. It is a transcript of the gene asb4, whose product is annotated as ankyrin repeat and SOCS box containing 4. Gene Ontology annotation, cellular component: cytoplasm; nucleus. The transcript has 5 exons. Gene Ontology annotation, biological process: intracellular signal transduction. Lineage: Eukaryota; Metazoa; Chordata; Actinopteri; Cypriniformes; Cyprinidae. Gene Ontology annotation, molecular function: protein binding. Bases 858 to 2168 code for a protein of 436 amino acids. The record is from RefSeq and is a predicted model, not a curated record.